UCUCCAAUUAAAAGACUUUUGCAAAUAACAAAACUUAACAAUAAUAUAGCAUACAAGAAAAGGCUUCUCGAAAUAUACGCUAAUGACCAGUUUAUAUGCUGUGCCCUAGCGGUGCGUUACAGGCACACCGUGACUUAAGACAGUUAAUGCGUAAUUAGUAAAAUUAAUAAAUAAUUAGGUGACACCCACAGCUUGCGUAGCAGAAAGCUGAUAACAAAAAAGGCAAAAAGGAAUAGAAUAGUUUAUACAACAAAGGGACAGGUAAAGAACCUCAAACGACAGCGAUGAGCAGUCAGGGACAUCAUAAGAUGCACGGCCUCGGCGGCACCGUAGUAACACUUGCCGCCGGCAACAAAAGCAAAGUAGAAUCUGGCCCAGAGUAUACGGAUGAGAUUGAUCUGGGCGAUCGCUUUUCGGCGGAUAUUGCACGCCUUUGCAUGAAUGAACGCUAUGCCGACGUGGAGUUCGUGGUUGAGGAGCAACACUUGCCGGCACAUCGUGCCAUACUUGCCGCACGUAGUGAAUAUUUUCGUGCGUUGCUCUACGGCGGCAUGUCAGAGGCGACACAACGUCAAAUUAUGCUAGAAGUCCCACUGGAUCCAUUUAAGGUGUUGCUGCGCUAUAUAUACUCGGGCACAUUAUCAUUGGCCAGCUUAGAUGAGGAUGCUGUCAUCGGUGUGCUGGGGAUGGCCAAUCAAUAUGGCUUUCAGGAUCUGGAAAUGGCCAUAUCUAAAUAUCUACGUCAGUAUUUAGCGCUUAACAAUGUGUGCAUGAUACUGGAUGCAGCCCGUCUAUACAAUCUCGAUGACCUCACACAAGUCUGUCUCAUGUUUAUGGAUCGCAAUGCAGCGGAUUUGCUGCAGCAUGAUUCUUUUAAAAUGCUCUCGAGGGAAUCGCUGGCGGAGGUACUACGUCGCGAUUGUUUUUUUGCGCCCGAGGUGCAAAUCUUUUUGGCUGUUUGGAAAUGGAGCCGCUAUAAUCCAGAUAUCGACAUCAAAACCGUUGUAGACUAUGUGCGUCUGCCUCUUAUGAAUUUAGAGCAUCUGCUGCAGGUGGUGCGACCCUCAGGCAUACUGGAGCCAGACAAGAUACUCGAUGCAAUUGACGAACGCAGCACAUCAAAGAUGCUGCCCUAUCGAGCUGCACUGUGGCCGGAGGAAAAUGUGGCCACCUGCAAAUAUUUAUCACGUUGCAUUCAAGGCGAAUGCCGUGCAUCGCUGCUCGAUGGCGAUGUUACUUCCUAUGAUAUGGAACAUGGCUAUACGAGGCACUGCAUCACAGAAAAUGAGGAUGCCGGCAUUGUAGUAGAGCUGGGCACCAUGUGCAUGAUUAAUCACAUACGUAUGCUGCUUUGGGAUCGCGAUAGUCGUGCCUAUUCCUACUUUAUUGAAGUAUCUGGCAAUCAGCUCCAUUGGGAGCGUGUAGUGGACUACAGCGAGUAUCAUUGUCGCUCCUGGCAAUAUUUGUACUUCGAGGAGCGUCCCGUUCGCUUUAUACGUCUCGUGGGCACUCAGAAUACAGUUAACCGGGUAUUCCAUGUGGUUGGCUUGGAAGCCAUGCAUACAGCAAAUUUUCCCAAGCUGGUUUAUGGCUUUGUGGCACCUAAGGCAAAUGUGGCGACCAUUGAGAUGAGCGCCAUUGUUACGGAUGGCGUUAGUCGUACGCGCAAUGCUCUGAUUAAUGGCGAUUUUGCACGCUAUGAUUGGGAUUCGGGCUAUACUUGCCAUCAGCUAGGCAGCGGUGAGAUUGUGGUGCGUUUGGGUCAGCCGUAUUAUGUGGGAUCCAUGCGUCUGCUGCUGUGGGAUUGCGAUGAUCGCACCUAUAGUUUCUAUAUUGAGACUUCAACGAACCGCAAAAAUUGGCAAAUGGUUGUGGAUAAGCGUAACGAGAACGUGCGCUCCUGGCAAAACUUUCAUUUCAAGCCACGCCCCAUAGUCUACAUACGCAUUGUGGGCACACGAAAUACGGCAAAUGAGAUAUUUCACUGCGUUCAUUUGGAGUGUCCCACACAGGAUAAGACCUAUCUGAAGAAAAUUGCCGAAAUAAAAAAGGAGCGCGAUCGUGAGAAAUCGCAGGAAACUGAAGUUAAGUUGGAUGAAGAGAUUGCUAGUACUUCCGGUCUAGCUGGCACUCAAUUAGACUUUUCAGCAGUGAGUGCUGACCUACUCAACUGGUCAAAUAAUCUAACAGCAACAGCAUUAAAUUCCAAAAAGUCUUCAGAAUUAUUGGAGUUAAAAAACGAUUCUGAAGCUAAGUCUCCUACGCCAUCAGAGGAAGCAUUACCAGUUGAUAAGUCCCCUUCCACGUCUUCACCAGCGAAAUCAUUGCAGGGAAUUUCUGUGCAACAAUCGCCCCCACAAGUCCAGUCGCCACCAAAGGACCAGUCGCCACCAAUAGACAUCCCUGAUCGACCAAUGAACGACCGUGAACUUUCACCAAUUGUUGAAGUAGACAAUGAGACAACGUCGCCAAAAAAGCAGCCUGAAAAGUAAAAAAAAAAUGAGAGAAUAGUUUUGGAACCUUUUUAUACGUGAUCUUUUUUUAUACAUAUGUCGCAACUCGAAAUACUCCUGUGGUCAAAGCGCUGCUACUUACUAACAACAACUUACUGUAUGUAUUUGCCAAGGCAAACUUAAUACCUUAUAUUUAUAUACACAUAUAUUUUAUAUCUGCCUUUAUAUAUUGCAUAUGCAUAUUUUUUUAUUGUUUGCAAGGCAGCGUGGCUUACUAAUAAGCAAUAUACUUAUUUAAAUUUACUUACAUAUAACUUAAAAACAAGUUUGUACAUAUACGUAUAUUAAUAACCAUCUAAUCAAGCAUGAGACAUACAUUAUAUCCUCUCAGCAGAAAAGGGACCCACAUUACGGUCGCUGGUGUGUGAUUUUCCAGUGUUAAUUAUGUAUUUUAUAGGAUUUUGUUUAUGUAUUUAUUAUUGGUCCCAGAAUAUUAUGUAUAAUUCUAAAUAACUGCAAUUGCAAUUUGCGAACAUUAAAUAUAUAUUUAAUUACAUUACAAUUAAUUGUGAGUAGAGCUAACCUUAAUUUCCAAUUCACAUGAAUUAAAACAAACCAAACUGAUGAUAACCAUUUGCAUUGUUUCCAUAAAUGUAAGUUAGUCAAAGUUGUCAAGUAUCUACAAUUUGUCAUACAUACUAUGCAAAAGUACUUAUAUGAAAUAAAUAUAAAAACUACUACUCCCAAA
Molecule: messenger RNA, 3201 nt
Organism: Drosophila busckii
Lineage: Eukaryota; Metazoa; Arthropoda; Insecta; Diptera; Drosophilidae
Gene: BTBD9
Product: BTB/POZ domain-containing protein 9
Exons: 5
Coding region: 285-2492 (735 amino acids)
Biological process (GO): adult locomotory behavior; modulation of chemical synaptic transmission; circadian behavior
Molecular function (GO): protein binding
Source: RefSeq, a predicted model, not a curated record